AUGUCAAAACAGAACAAAUUUUCCCCUGGUAUUUAUAUAAGUGGUGAACUGUUUACUCUGACAUAUGGUGCUCUGGUUGCGGAGUUACUACGAGAUUUAGAAAGUCCUACUGCGGUGAAUCGGCAAUUAGAUAAAAUAGGGUAUAAUAUAGGACUGAGGCUAGCAGAUGAUUUACUUGCAAAGCACUCUCAUAUUCAACGUUGUACAGAUAUGCAUCAAGUUGCCGAUGUGCUGGCAAAAGUUGCUCUUCGCACUUAUUUAGGAGUGACCGCACAAGUUUCGAACUGGAAUCCCAGUAAUGACGAGUUUUCACUCAUCCUUGACUCGAAUCCAUUAUCAGAAUUUGUAGAAGUCCCGUCUGAACUGGCUCAAGAUCUUCGGUACUCCCAAAUUCUGUGUGGAGCAAUACGUGGGGCCCUUGAAAUGAUGCAUAUGGAAGUUCAAACAUUCAUUGUGCAAGAACACAGUCAGAGUGUAGAAAUUAGAGUGAAAUUCAUUCGAAUUCUGCAAGAGUCAGUUCCACCUGGCGAUGAUGACUAG
Molecule: messenger RNA, 540 nt
Organism: Thelazia callipaeda (thelaziosis nematode)
Lineage: Eukaryota; Metazoa; Nematoda; Chromadorea; Rhabditida; Thelaziidae
Source: the annotation of a GenBank genome assembly